AUGAUCGCUCUCAUCAAGCACCACAUGGGCCUGGGCGACCAAGUUGACUACACCAUCGUCCGCCAGAACCAGUGGAUACGAGGCAACUUCAACGUGUGUAUACCCGUCGAAGUGCAGUCGUCAGACUCUUGCCAGAAGCUCAUGUUACGUUGCGCCAUGCCUCACAAGUUGGCAGAAGCUCAUAACCCGGGCAGUGUGGAUGAGAAGGUUGGUUGUGAAGUUGGAGCAUAUGCAUGGAUCCAAGAGAGAUGCCCCGACGUUCGCAUCCCGCAUCUGUACGGCUUUGGAUUUUCUGAUCAACGCCACUUCACUCACGAAAAGCAGCGCCCCCUGUACGUGCGCAUAUGGCAUGGUCUGCGGCGCUGGUUCCAUGCUCUCGUGAGACGUCCGGCUCUCCUCUCACGCUACACCAUGCAUGCAUCCAACUGCCACCUGCCCACAGCGUACAUGCUUCUCGAGCACGUGGGGUCGGAGAACAGCCAGAUGCUCUCCCUCACCUGGAACAAGUAUCGAGGAGACGCCGUCCGGAGGAAGAACCUGUUCCAAGGCAUAUCGCGACUCAUUAUAUCCCUGUCCCGGGUUCCGCAGCCAAGGAUCGGGUCUUUUCAGUUCCGCGACGAUGGUACCGUCACGCUGACGAACCGUCCCCUGGUCUGCUCCGUCAUGAUGCUCGAAAACGAAGGCACCCCAAUGACCAUGCCGCGGGAAACAACAUACGCAUCCACCGAGCCCUUCGUGGCGGACAUGCUCAGCUUCCACGAUAGGCGCUUCCUACGCCACCCAAACAUGGUUUACGACGAGGAGGACUGCCGAGCGGAGAUGGCUGCGAGGCUCCUGCUCCGAAUGCUCGCGCACCGCUAUAUCCGGCAUGAUCGACGAAACGGGCCCUUUGUCCUCCAGCUCGACGACUUUCAUGCCAGCAACGUCUUCGUCGACGCGGAGUGGAACAUAACCUCCCUCAUCGACCUGGAGUGGGUGUGUGCUCUUCCCGUCGAGAGGCUGGCCGUCCCGUACUGGCUGACAGGGUGUGCAAUCGACGGCAUACGAGGAGACCGCGGUGAGGAAUACAACCGCUCCCGGGAGGAGUUCAUGAACGUGUUCGAGGCGGAAGAGCGCAAUGUUACGGCGAACGUGCCGUUAUUAUCACGAACCAUGCGGGAGACUUGGGAGUCGGGGGCCGUAUGGUUCUGGCAGGGCAUGAUGUCUAUCAAUGCAAUGUCCACCUUGUUCACGGAUCACAUCUGCCCCAGAUUCUCAACCCGCCUCUCUUCCAGAGACGAGCAGUUGCUGUCCAGGUUCUGGUCUGAGGACGCCACCGAAGUGGUUGCGGGCAAAGUCGAGCAGUAUAAUCAGUAUUCAGCUGAACUGAGGAGCUUGUUUGGCAGGAGUACUGCUACAGGAUGA
Molecule: messenger RNA, 1404 nt
Organism: Colletotrichum higginsianum IMI 349063
Lineage: Eukaryota; Fungi; Ascomycota; Sordariomycetes; Glomerellales; Glomerellaceae
Product: Phosphotransferase
Exons: 2
Coding region: 1-1404 (467 amino acids)
Source: RefSeq, a predicted model, not a curated record